Molecule: messenger RNA, 507 nt
Organism: Closterium sp. Naga37s-1
Lineage: Eukaryota; Viridiplantae; Streptophyta; Zygnematophyceae; Desmidiales; Closteriaceae
Source: the annotation of a GenBank genome assembly
AUGCAUUUACAUCCAGUCUGCUUCCCCUCUCACCUGCAUGUUUCCCACCCACUCCCCUGGGCCAACCACUUCCUCCCAACUUCCCUUUCUCAUCUGCACUCGGUGCCCCACCCUCCCCUCCCCCUUCUCACCUGCAUCUCUGCGCUCAGCCAUGUUCCACCCUGCAUUUACCCCUUCCCACCUCCCUCUCACCUUCAUGACCCCUUGGGGUUGUCUCGCUGCACUUACCCCCUUCCCACCUCCCCCUCAUCUGCUUCUCAUAUUGCACACCAGGGCCCCUCUCUCCCCCUCUCCUCCUCCCCACUCUCCCCUUCCCCCCUCUCCUCCUCCCCACUCUCCCCUUCCCCCCUCUCCCCUUCCCCCCUCUCCCCUUCCCCCCCUCCCCUUCCCCCCUCUCCCCUUCCCCCCUCUCCCCUUCCCCCGUCUCCCCUUCCCCCCUCUCCCCUGCGCCCCCCUCACUCCCUCUCACCUGCAUUUCAGUGCUCAACCACACGUAUCGCACGCUAG